AUGACCGUCACACAAAGCGAUCCCGCACCUGCGGCUCCCGCCCCCACCGCCGAACCCCGACACGAAGAAUACCAAUACCUCGACUUGGUCCGCGAGAUCCUCGACGAGGGCGAACUCCGCAGCGACAGAACCGGCACCGGCACCUACUCAAUCUUCGCGCCACGCCCCCUCAAAUUCUCCCUCAACCGCGAUGGCGUGCCCAUCCUCCCGCUCCUCACCACCAAGCGUGUCUUCACAAAGGCUGUCAUAGCCGAACUCCUUUGGUUUAUCUCAGGCGACACUUCCUCGCAUACACUCUCUUCCCAGGGUGUCAAGAUCUGGGACGGCAACGGGUCGCGCGAGUUCCUCGACAAGCUCGGGCUCACGUCGCGGGCGGAGGGGGACCUGGGCCCCGUGUACGGGUUCCAGUGGCGGCACUUCGGGGCGCAGUACGUAGACAGCGCUACAGAUUACACAGGCAAGGGCGUGGACCAACUGGCGCGUAUCGUGCACACGCUGCGCACCAACCCCUUCGACCGCCGCCUCGUGCUCAGCGCCUGGAACCCUGCCGACAUGCCCAGCAUGGUUCUCCCGCCCUGCCACAUGUUUGCGCAAUUCUACGUCUCUUACCCGGGCGGCGCACGGCGGUCACACACCACCACCACCACCACCACGAACCCCGAACAAACCCCCACCCCGCCCCCCGCAAAAAGCAAAGGCCACCUCAACUGCCAGCUCUACCAACGCUCCUGCGACAUGGGCCUCGGCGUACCCUUCAACAUCGCCAGCUACGCACUCCUCACACACAUGCUGGCACACGUAUGUGACCUAGUUCCAGGGUCGCUGACCCACGUUAUGGGCGACGCACACGUGUACCUGAACCACGUCGAGGCGCUGCAGACGCAGCUGGAGCGGGAGCCGCGCCCGUUCCCAGAGCUGGAGAUCUCGGAGGAGAGGCAAGGGCGGGGGCCAGCGGAAGAAAGGAGCAUUGAUGGGUGGAAGGCGGAGGACUUUCUGAUUAAGGGGUAUAACCCGCAUAAGAUUAUUCCGAUGGAGAUGAGUGUGUAG
Messenger RNA from Chaetomium globosum CBS 148.51, 1047 nucleotides. RefSeq lists its product as uncharacterized. The transcript is spliced from 2 exons. The record is from RefSeq and is a predicted model, not a curated record. Lineage: Eukaryota; Fungi; Ascomycota; Sordariomycetes; Sordariales; Chaetomiaceae. Gene Ontology annotation, molecular function: thymidylate synthase activity. Gene Ontology annotation, biological process: dTMP biosynthetic process. Gene Ontology annotation, cellular component: mitochondrion; cytosol. The coding region runs from base 1 to 1047 and encodes 348 amino acids.